AUGGCGCGCAGGGAGGACGCCAACUUCAGAGUAGUCGUGCGGAUACGGCCCCUCAUAGACAGAGAAAAGAGCGCUGGAGAUAGGAUUAUUGUCUCCGCGAAUGAUACUCAAGUAGUGAUAAAAGAGCAAACAGGGAAUCCUGCUAUUGACGCAUAUGCACCUCAGCAUCGCUUCACAUUUGACCGGGUUUUUGGUCCAUCAACAACACAGGAAGAAAUAUUUGACAGCUACGUAAAGGAUACCGUUGAACUAGUUCUCCAAGGCAUCAACUCCACGAUCUUCACGUACGGCCAGACGUCGUCUGGAAAGACGUAUACCAUGGUCGGGGGUUCUAGUCCACAAACGCUUGGAAUUGUUCCUAGAGCUGUUGUCAAAAUCUUUGAUCUCAUCGCCCUCCAAAGCGGAGACAAAACAGUUCCCUAUUCUCGUGAGCUUGCUGAGGAGGAACACUUGCAGAUCAAUGCGCAGGAUGGGGACCUUUUAAGGGUUCGCAGAAAAUAUCUCCUCUGGGUCAGCUACAUGCAGAUAUACAACGAAUCUAUCAAUGAUUUGCUAAGCCAGGACCCCACAAAGGACAUUAAAGUGCGUGAAAAUUCAAAGAACGAAACCUUCUGUGACGGACUUACUGAACACAUAUGCAAAACCCCAGCUGAUAUCCUGCGGCUUGUCCAGCGUGGAAACUCGGUACGCUCAACAGAACUGACGCGUAUGAACGAGCUCAGCUCACGCUCGCACGCAAUACUUUCCAUUGCUGUCGAGCAAGCAGUUCAGGUCAAGAAUACGUCGGACAGGACCUCCGAGCCAACGGAAAUCUUCAAGAUGGCUAAGUUAAAUUUGGUCGAUUUGGCAGGCUCUGAGCGUGUUUCUCAGUCAAAGGUGGACGGGCAACGACUAGAAGAAGCCAAGCGAAUUAACUCCAGCCUUACAGUCUUGGGCAAUGUAAUAAGCGCGCUAAUAGCCCAAUCACAGGGGAAGCGUAGCCAUAUUCCCUACAGGGACUCCAAGCUCACACGGGUCCUGCAGGACUCACUGGGCGGGAACUGCAUAUCCGUUCUGUGUACCAAUAUUAGCCCCGCCUCCAGUUGCUUCCAAGAGAGCCUUAAUACGCUUAAAUUUGCGGAUCGGGCGAAGCAAAUUAAAAACAAGGUCGGGGUUAAUGAAACAGUUGAUGAUAACACCCUUUUGAAAAGAUAUGAGACUGAGAUAAGAACUUUGCGGAGCGAACUAGAAAGAAGACGGGUGUCAACAUCUGGCGCAUUCUCAUUGGGCCAAGAGCAACCAGCAAAACCCUUACAGUAUUCCAAGCUUACUCCGACAUUUUCCAAUGCUGACGGCUUUAGUGAUCCUGGUUAUGGAAUAAUCUUGGCAACUCUCGAGCAGAGGACACGGGAGUCUCUUCAAGAAAAGAAGGAACGGCGCCUCCUUGAGGAGAAGAUAGCAACGUUAGAGAGCCAGAUAGGCUCCACUGGGCUAAAGGGUGCUCUUGAGCGCAACCUCUCCGCCUCAGAAGCGGAUAUUACAAAGACCAACAGUCUUCCGUGCAGCCCGCAGACAGCUCAGGCAAAGGCCAGAGAUUAUACCCGUAUGAAGCAGGAGUAUGAGCGCCGGCUACAUUUACUAGAAAAGGAGAGGAAGGCUGUCUCUGGAGGGUCACUAGCCCUCUACGAGAAUGUGCUUAUGAAGCAGAAGGACCUGUUACUCGCUAUUUCAGAGAGGCUAUCUGAUCGUGAAGAGGCAAUUGAGACGUGCACAGAAGAGCUGACGCAGAGGCGCACUUAUGAGAGAGUGCUGAACUGUAAGGCCUCUAUGCUAAAGGAGGCUCUUCGAAUCCUUCAGGGAAAAGUACAAAAGAUGCUUCCUGAAGCAGGACUACCAACCUUUGUUUACGAUGAUGAGACCCUCAAUGCAGGUGCUCUGGCUAAGAUAAGUGGUGAGACAGGAGAAGAAGUGAGCUUUGAUGAGCUCUCAGGUUCUGCUAGUAGUGAUAGAUUCUCGCGGUCCAAGAGCAUUGGUAAGCUGGCAGUAUUAAUGGAAGCAAACCUCCAGGCUUUGAGGGAGGCUGAUAGUAAUCUAAGAAAGAACGACUCCGGGGCAUAUACUGAUUUAUUAGAAAAACAGUGUGAUAGGAUAGAGGAAAGUGUUGAAAAGUUGACCGAAGAGCUUGCUAGUCGAAGAGCUGAACUGACACGUCUCCAGAAGCUGAUGACCCCCGAUGGACAGGUAGAGCUAGUGAAGUUUAAAGCAACCGGUGACUACCCUGCCUUGCUGACUCAUCUUUCUACUAACGCAGAGCUUCUUCCUCUACGCAACAAGAUCACCGCUUAUUCCAAGGAAUCUACUGCUCUCCAGACAGUCAUAGAUAAAAAGAUAGCCCCUUUGGUAACUGCUAUGAAGCAGUAUGCAGCACAAGAGAAUCAGCAGAACCUUUGUGCAUGUUACCAAAAGCUAACGACUCUGAUUGAUGCAACCGUCUCCGCCCUAAAUGUGACUGCCGGGGACUAUUCUGCAGAAUAG
Giardia duodenalis is the source of this 2514-nucleotide messenger RNA. RefSeq names its product Kinesin-16. The transcript has a single exon. Bases 1 to 2514 code for a protein of 837 amino acids. Lineage: Eukaryota; Fornicata; Diplomonadida; Hexamitidae. Gene Ontology annotation, biological process: microtubule-based movement. Gene Ontology annotation, molecular function: microtubule motor activity; microtubule binding; ATP binding. The record is from RefSeq and is a predicted model, not a curated record.